UUCAGUUGCAAUCUUGCUACGGACCGAAACGGGCUUAAAAACUUCAAAUAACAGUCUUAGGUACUUCAUAGUAUUAUACCUACCAAACCAACCUACCUACUAGAUAGUGCGGGAAUCCUUAAAAAUUGAACAAAAGAUACAAAAUUUAUAAAGUCUCCACAAACGGGAACGGUUUUUUCGCCAUAACCAAAAAAUAAAAAGAUAUACAAUUAUAUUUUUGCCAUAACAGCGAAAACACCAACAACAACAACAACCAAAACGGCUUUAAGUGGGUUUCUUUUGCGGGAAAGAAACACUUGCCAUCUGUUUUCGCACUACAAAACGAGUCCAACACGGUCUCUUUAGAUUCAGUGAAUUUGUCGUCGUCGUCGUUGUUGCAGUAGCAAGCACCUAGCAGUAGUUAGCAGCGCUACCAGUUGUCAGCGGAAUAAAAAACAAGGAUUAUAUUUUAAUUCAUUAAAACAAAAACACCCCCUCUCACCACAACAAAACAAACCAAUUUUUAUAUAAAAUGGCCGAUCAACUAACAGAAGAACAAAUCGCCGAAUUCAAAGAGGCAUUCUCGCUAUUCGACAAAGAUGGCGAUGGCACCAUCACAACAAAGGAAUUGGGAACAGUUAUGCGAUCGCUAGGUCAAAAUCCAACAGAGGCUGAACUUCAAGAUAUGAUAAAUGAAGUCGAUGCCGAUGGUAAUGGAACAAUUGAUUUCCCUGAAUUCUUAACAAUGAUGGCACGUAAAAUGAAGGAUACCGAUAGUGAAGAAGAAAUUAGAGAAGCAUUCAGAGUAUUCGAUAAGGACGGUAAUGGCUUCAUUUCGGCGGCCGAAUUACGCCAUGUGAUGACAAAUCUUGGUGAAAAACUCACAGAUGAAGAAGUAGACGAAAUGAUCCGAGAAGCUGAUAUCGAUGGUGAUGGUCAGGUCAAUUACGAAGAAUUCGUGACUAUGAUGACAUCGAAGUGAGCUGCUAAUUUACUUCUUUUUAAGCCUUUCUAUUUGUUUAAGAUGUUGAUGAAGACUGUAGCUGUGCGCAGGAACAUCGCGCGACGCUGUUGCUAUGGAUAACAUCAUUAAAGUAUAAAAAAAAAUUAUAUAAAAAAGAAAACAAAUUAUUAAUUAAAAUUUAAAUAAAAAGAAACAUUUAAAAAUAAAUAAAAAGAAAAAAAAAAUACAAAAAAGUCUAUAUAAAUGAAAAACCCAACAACAACAACAAAAAACAAGAAAAUCUUACUGUAUAAUUCAAUUUUAAAAUUAAUGAAAAACAAAACUUAAUAAAUAAAUAUAUAUAUAAAAAAAAAAACACUUUCGAUAUAAUUGAAUUAAAACAAAAAACAAACGUAUAUAUAAAACAAACAAAAAAAUUAAAUUAAAUUAAAUUAAAAAUGAAAUGAAAACUGUAACACAAUUUUAAUUAAGUAAAUUUAACAACAAAAGAAAGAUUUAUUAUAAAUUAUCAUUUAAAUAACAUAAAACAACAACAAGAAAAAAAACUUUGAAAAAUGGAAUGAAGAAAAUACAAAACUUAAUAUUUUUAAUCGCUAAUACACACGGAUAUACAAAUACACAAAAACAAAACACUAAACACAACAAAUAUAUGCAACAUGUUACAACAACAACAAAAAACAAAAAUAAUAACAUCCGAAAUUAACAUUUUAAAAAAAUCCUUUUUUGAAAAAGAACGCAAACAAAUAGUUGCAAAUUAAAAAUAAUUAUAAUAAAUAAAACAAAUAAACAACAACAAAAAAAUAUUGUCUUCUAGCAAAAACAAAAAGAUUUGUAUAUUCUUAAACAACUUCCUUCUUGAAUUCCAAUUUUCAAAUUCUCUAUACUAUAUUUCAUUCCUGGAAUAAACCUUUUUUUACAUUAUUAUUCUUUCUUAAAAACGCUCUCCAAUGGUUCACGCCCCUUUUUAUCACUUCUUAGUAGAACAACAACAAUAAAAUUAUUUUGCAUUGAUUUAUUUUGUUUCCAAUUUAUUAAUUAUAAUUAAUACAUAAUAUACGGAUUUGUUUUUUGUUUUACUUCUGUUAAAUUGAAUUUAUUUCUCAUUUAUAACUCCUCCCGAGACGAGUGACCUGACCUGACACCUGAUCUGAUCUGACCUUUACCUAAAAACCUGAACGUCAAGGUAAAAUUUCGUUUCGUCUAAAUUAUUUAUUAUGAAAAACUUUAAAUUAAUGAAAAUGAAAUGAAAUGAAAAAAAUGGCAACGAUGGGAAGGUGUUUCGUUCCCCCAGCUCCCACAAUUGAUACCAUAAACACACACUCACCCAACAAAAAACAACAACAACUCCACAAUAAACAAACAAAAAAAAAUAUAUUACAAAAUUUAACAAUCACCACCUGAUAAACCAAAAUAUUAAACUUAAAAAUAAAAUUUAAAACUACUAUUCCUUUUAUUUUUAUACUUAAAAUUAAUUUGUUUUUCUUAUUUAAAUCUUUUUUGUAUUGAAUGCAUUUUUAAUAUAUUUAAUUUUUAAGGAUAAUAUAGGAAUUUUUCAUAACGUUUUUGGAAAAUUUUUAGCCUAUCCAAAUUCAGUUGCAUAUUUAUUAAAAAAAAAAGGAAAAGUUAAGUGUCUUCGUUUUUAUUUGUUUUUAUUUAUUUUUUAAAUUUAUCCUUCUAGUUAACAACAACAUAAAUCAUAACAAUAUCAACAGAACAACAACAACAAAAAUAUAUAUAUAUUUGUUUCUUCCUUUUUCUGUCUAUGAAAAUAUGUAUAAAUUAUAUAUAUUUACCUAACAAAAAUUAUACUGAGAACAAAGAAAACAGUCUCGUAAAAAAAGAAAAAUAUAUAUAACAAAAAACAUUUAACAACAAAUGAAAGAAAUGGAAAAAAUUAAAUUUGAAUAAAAGCAAAGAAAAAUAAACAUGAAAACAAAAAACAAAAAUAUUUAAGCAACAUUUUGGGCCUUUAUAUAGCUAAACUAUAUGACUAUUACUCACUACUUAAAUGUUUUUAGUGUAGAAACAAAGAAAUAAUAAAAAUAUAAAUUUAAAAAAAUAAAAUAUAUAAAAAAACACUUAACAAAAAGACAAAAAAAAAACAUUUUGAAUUUUUGCUAUAAUAACAAAACCAAACAAAAUAAAAAUAAUAAAAAAAAGAACAAACCCAAAAUUUAUUUAAAUUAUUAACAAAACAAAAGAAAAAAAAAACAACUUAUCAAUUGCAACAGAAAUCAUUUAUAUAAUUUUCUUUUCUAUAUAUUUAUAAUUAUCUUAUUCAAAUUAAUUUAAAUAAAACCAACAAAAAAAACUAUAUAUAUAAAUUAAAACAACAACAAACAAAAAUUAAUAAAAACGAUAUCUCUUACCUGCUAAUGGAAUAACACAGGGGUGUGAAACAAAAGUGGAGAGAGACUUUCAAUGAGAAAAAUAAAAGUCGAGCGCAUUUGUUUUUUGGGUUUGAGAA
Eupeodes corollae is the source of this 3410-nucleotide messenger RNA. Its product is annotated as calmodulin. Bases 512 to 961 code for a protein of 149 amino acids. The transcript is spliced from 4 exons. Lineage: Eukaryota; Metazoa; Arthropoda; Insecta; Diptera; Syrphidae. Gene Ontology annotation, molecular function: calcium ion binding; enzyme regulator activity. The record is from RefSeq and is a predicted model, not a curated record.